Messenger RNA from Rhopalosiphum maidis (corn leaf aphid), 1011 nucleotides. Its product is annotated as testis-specific serine/threonine-protein kinase 3-like. Gene Ontology annotation, biological process: microtubule cytoskeleton organization; intracellular signal transduction; protein phosphorylation. NCBI's taxonomy places the organism in Eukaryota, Metazoa, Arthropoda, Insecta, Hemiptera, Aphididae. Gene Ontology annotation, cellular component: cytoplasm. The transcript is spliced from 3 exons. Gene Ontology annotation, molecular function: tau-protein kinase activity; protein serine/threonine kinase activity; ATP binding. The record is from RefSeq and is a predicted model, not a curated record. The coding region runs from base 1 to 1011 and encodes 336 amino acids.
AUGUCAGCAACAUCAGACUCAUCUUUUCUGGCAAGAUAUAACUUCAAAGUACGGAAACAAAUUGGUGAAGGAUCAUUUUCCAAGGUUUACUUGGUCAAAUUAGGAAAUGAAGAUGGAAGUUCAAUCACGAUCGCAACAAAAGUGAUCAACAAGAACCGCGUUUCCCCUAGGUUCGUGGAGAAGUUCUUGCCUCGUGAACUUGAUUUGUUGGUCAAACUGAAGCAUCCGUAUAUUGUGCAGGUGCAUAGCGUGUUACAGAACGGAUACAAGAUCUUCAUAAACAUGGAGUACGCGGAGAACGGUGACCUGUUCACAUACCUCCAGCAUAAGACCUUGGAGGAGCCGCAGAUACGUUCGUGGUUUAUGCAGAUCUUGUAUGCGUUCAUGUACAUGCAUAGGAUGGGCGUAGUCCACAGGGACCUGAAGUGCGAGAACAUACUGCUGACGCGCAAUUACAACGUGCGUAUAACCGACUUCGGGUUCGCCAGGUUCGUAGACCUGGGACGUAAUCCUGGCGUGGACACGGCGUGUGGCACAAUGCUCUACUCGUCCCCCGAGCUAUUGUCAGGACAACGACCAUACAACCCGGUGCUCGUGGACGUGUGGGCGAUAGGUAUCGUGCUGUACACGAUGACCAACAACAAGGAGCCGUUCCGAGACAAGAACAAGAGGGCAAUGCUCAAGAAACAGUUGGCUAAGAAAUAUUCAUUCCGGAGCUCAAUGAUUCGAAGUAGACGACUGAAAGAUUUGAUUGCAACAUUCCUGGAGCCAGACUGCGAUAAUCGAACAACAUUAAAGGAUGCUUUGCAACAUCCUUGGAUCAAAGAAGGCAAUAUCAAAAUACCAGAGGAUGUGGUCAUGGCAAAUGAUUCAAAUAGACCCAUUUUAAAAAACAGUCCAGUAAUCACGCGGCAAUCAUUAAGAGAGCCUGGAUAUCGUUACCAGUUAGCAAAAUACGAAAAAACGAAUAGCGUCAUUAACAAACGGUUUGCCGUAUUAAAGAAAAAAUAA